Messenger RNA from Fusarium fujikuroi IMI 58289, 309 nucleotides. RefSeq lists its product as uncharacterized. The transcript has 4 exons. Bases 1 to 309 code for a protein of 102 amino acids. The record is from RefSeq and is a predicted model, not a curated record. Lineage: Eukaryota; Fungi; Ascomycota; Sordariomycetes; Hypocreales; Nectriaceae.
AUGCAGAUUAUUGCCUUUAUUUCCUACCUUGCUGUCGCAGCUGCUGCGACAGAUGUGAUCACCGCGAGGGUCUAUAAUCAGAAGAAUCUCAAAGGUUCACACGAAGACGUCCAUGGCUACGGGUGCGGCAAUGUCGGAUCCAGCAAGUUCAAAGUCAACAGCAUCCACCUUCGUCGGAGCACGUUCUGCUACUUAUAUGAGAAGAAGAAUUGCAAAGGUUCUAGCAUUUAUGUAUCAAGAGACGUUAACGAUCUGCACCUCGACACAGUGAACUCGGUCCAUUGCGUCAAUAAUCCGGACAAGUCAUAG